UUGGUUUCGUUUAGCAGGCUCUUUGGGGACACUUGAAACCUGGCGCAGAGCCUUCACAAGAAUGUGCAGUUUUCAGAGGGGCGGAGACAAGCCGUGUCUCGCAUCCAUGGCGAGAGCAGGCAGCCUCACAGUUGGUCGCUGUAGAGAGCAGCCCUCAUUGAGGUUACAAUAGGGAACACAGGCGCCCUCUCUCCGCUCUUCUGGACCACAAUGGCUUCAUGUUUUUCGGUUACACGCAGCUCGGUGGGCGUUUGUUUUUCCUGAACUCACGAGAACCGCUCACCGUUGCAAAGUGACACACGGGGGGACUCGAACAAGUGACCCGCCUAACAUAGUUGGAAGUGGGAGAGACGCGGGAGGAAGCACCGCAGGGUGGCAUUAACACGGAUACUAACCGGAUUUUCCCCUGCGCCCAACGGCUAAAGGGGGCAACCGCCGCGGCUGUUUCCCCGCGGGGCGGCGAUGAAAAGUGGACAGUCCGGUUUGUUUCCUCCAUCCGCUUCCAGGCUGCAUGGAACAAAGUGUGCUCUCUGUCACAUAACCUGCAUCCAGGCGGUUCGUGAGCGCGGAGCCGUGUAGGGCUGUGUAUGUCGUAACAGUUCUUGUCAGGAGUCCAGCUUCACCCUUAAACCAUCAUGAGGUCCAGCGAGGAGCCGGAGGGCUUUGACGGCGAGGCCUCCAACACGUCCAUGAUCUCCGGGGCCAGCAGCCCGUAUCAGACCACCACCGAGCCCGUCCACUCGCGGAACGUGUUCGGGGGGAUAAGGUGCGACAUGGAGUACCUCAAGUCACACUUUGGGAUCUUGAAGGUGGUGGAAGUGGUCCUGUCACUCAUCGCGUUCAUCUGCAUAGAGACGAUCAUGAUGUGUUCUCCUUGUGGCGGAGUCUACUUCUUUGAGUUUGUCAGCUGCAGUGCCUUCGUGGUGACGGGAGUCCUCCUCCUGAUCUUCACCCUCAACCUGCACACCAAGGUCCCCCAUGUCAACUGGAGCCUCACGGACCUGAUCAACACGGCUGCCAGCACCUUCUUUUUUGUCUUGUCAUCUCUGGUGUUGGCCUGCAUGAACCACAACACUGGAGCUGAAAUAGCAGCAGUGAUCUUUGGCUUCCUGGUGACAGCCGUUUAUGGAGUAAACACCUUCCUGGCAGUGCGGAAAUGGCGCCUAGGCAACGGCUCUCAGCGGGCACCGCAGAGCAACGACUACAUGAGAGCGCGCACCGCGUCGCGCGGGGAAAUGGAGGCACGGUCUGAUCUGGCAUGAGCGCGAGCACGCAGAAAGACUUCAGAGAAAGCAGAGACUCCGCUCCCUUCAGAGCAGUAACUGCUCCCCACGCGCUUUUGACUUCUCAUCACUCCGCUCCAGCUGUGCUGUCUGUUCAGUCACUGACUAAAUCUUUCAUUUCAUAGCCACAGAUGAGCUCUGUGACUGUUUUCUCUUAAAACAAAUCCACACACCUUUUGUAAAGAAGCGAAGGAUGACUUCCACAAAGAGCCAGCAGAGGUUGACUUUACCCUACAUGUGCAUCAGCUCCUGCCCCGAUGAGGGUGUCGAUGUUUUGUGUUUCACUGUGAAUGCAGCAGAGUAGAAGAGGAUCGGCUUUCGUACAGUUUGCUUCUAUCACGCUGCUCUUUAUAUACCCUGUGGUCACAAAUGUGAUUAUAGAACCGGGACGAAAACAGAGUCGGAAACAAACCGGCAGGAAAACGGACGCACCUUUAUCUUUCUGCUUCUAUCUGUGACCAAGGCUGACAUUUUAGUCCCAAUCAUACACAUGCCUUUAACGUGACCUCUCGUGCCCUAUUAGAAACCACGAGGUGUGUUUGUAUGCGGUAACGACGUCUUAUCGACACUGACCUGGCCAAGUCUGCAGCCUAAUGCAACCAAACAAACAGGAAACAGAGAUUUGUAAACUGUUCGCUCACCGCACCAAACUCCAUAGAGAAAACCAGCGAUUUCACACCACAGUACUCGGGGGGUUAAUAAUCCACUGCUGCCUCCUUCAGUAAGUUAGAAUAUGUUAUGUUGUGACUUCGGUGUUUGAAGUCCUUUAUUCCAAUUGACCUAAGUGACACAAACUGACCAAAUCAGGCAGCAGUAAACCAACAGCUCCUGUGUCAACACAAGCUUAAAUUGUUGAUUUUCUCCAUGGACUUUGGUGCAGGAGAGUGAGUGGUUUGCAAACUCAGUUUCCUACUGGAGAAGGCUAUUCGAUGGAUAACGCAGCGACCAUGUUCUUAAGAUAUUGCAGAUUUGUGUUAUUAAGUGUUAGUAAUUUGUCAAAUAUCAUAUACAGCCACACUUGGACAAAAAACCUUAACUGUCCCUUUAAGAUCAGUAACAGUACAGGGUCAAUGACUGCUAUAAAUACAGGAAGUACAACACAACUUGAUAAAAUGUGUUUUAAUGAGACCAAAGCUUCUUUUUUUUUUAACUAUUAAUUACUCCAUUAAUUUUAUAACAGCUUGUGUGUGACCAUUCAAAAAAAAAAAAAUGUCCACUAGCCUUUGAAAAUACUACAUUUUGACAUUUGUGUUAAGUCAACACUGUGAACCCGGAGGUUAUAUAAUGAGGUGACUGGUUGUCAUGUUACUACGUUAACGGCACAUUAACGAGACGAUUGCCUGCCAGGAGUGACAACAUGACAACAUUUAAAACACGCUUUUCAUUUACAGUCUUUGUUAUGUGUGGUUGUUUUAUUUCCUUUUAUUUUGUUGUUGAAUCAUAUCUGAUAAUCCUGUUUUCCUUCUGAUAUCUGACCCAGUGAUUUUUCACUCGUGUCCGAGAAUCAUGUCAGACACGCUCCUUCUCUCCUUGAUUACUUUUUAAAAAAAUGAUGUAAAUGAACUCACAGGGUGCCUCAGCCUGAACAACUGUAUAUGCCUUCUCAAUCUCUGAUGAUCAAUGAUAGAGAAUGAUGCUUCAAAUGGAAUUUAAUUUGAAAAGAAAGCGAUGGACCAUUUAGCAACAUUUAACUCUAUUUAACUCUGUACUUGGUUCAGUUAAAUAUCUGUGUGUGUGUGUGUUAGUGAGUGUUAUCACACAUUUCAUGUAUUAUACACUCUGUCGUUCCACUUUGCAGGUGUUGUGAAGUUCGCGGCUAACUCGAAGUUGCACGUUGCAGCUGAUUAUCCCUCACCUCAUCCUCGUGUAUUGUAGAACUCGAGCUGCAACUUGCAGGUUUGGUCCAUAAAACGUCCGAAAAACGUUGAUCAGUGCGUGUCAAUCCUGGAAAUGAAGAUGCUCUCAAAUGUCUUGUUUUGUCCACAAAUCAAAAUGAUUCAGCUUUAAGAAAAUAUUCACAUUUAAGAAGCUGAAACAAUCAGAAAUCUUGUUUUAAUAAUGAAAAAAGCGAUUCAUCGAGUACUCUCACACCUACGGUCAUUAUAGAGUGUCCAAUUUAUCAUGCAUACGGUCCUACUUCUGAUAUUCAAUGAAAAUUAUUUUACCUACAUUUUACACACUGCACCUUUAAAAUAAAAAUCCCACAUUCCUGUAGUUUUUUUUUUAGGAUGAAGGACUAAAUGAAAUGUUAUUGUGUUUACAUUGUGCCGAUGUGAUGAAUCGGCACAUUUUUGUUGUUGUUUUGCUUUGUUUUGCUUUUAUUGAGCAGGUUCCAACUCGACUCGAUGGCUCCACCUCCUGGUUUUUAUCUGAAAUGCAAUUCUGUGUCGGUGACUGUGCUGAAAUGACACAAUGACAUAAUUACAACAGAUAUAUCUAUAUAUAGAUAUAGCUAUAUAUAGUGUUCCAGUGCUCAGUGACUGAAAAGACAAUCACAUGUGUAUAUUUAUAUCCGCCACUUGGAUGAGCUUGUUUUUGAGUGAUGCUAUAACAAUCGUUACACACGUGUACCGUGAGAAUAUAACCUUACCUUUAACGGUUUGUUUUUUCCAGCAGCUUUUUUUCUCCACGUGCGACAGAACUAUUAUAGAAAAAAAAUGUGUAUUUAUGAGAGAGAAAGAACAGAGCGGUUUGUGAUCCGGGAAAGUGUAGACUGUGUGAGUGAAAUUAGAGAUGAGUGGUGUUCUUCUUCUUCUUCUUCUUCUUCUUCUUGUCGUUCCUUUGAAUCAUGGUGUGCUGUCGCUGUAAAUGAUUUCAACAAUGAUGUGUGCUACAGCACGGAGUGGUCAGGACUCGGUUGAUUUUUGUAUUUAAAAAAAAAAACCUUCUCACUUGGCUUCACGUUGGUUUGUAUUGAAAAUCUGAAUAAAGUGAUUUGGAAAUGA
Messenger RNA from Solea senegalensis (Senegalese sole), 4228 nucleotides. It is a transcript of the gene cmtm4, whose product is annotated as CKLF-like MARVEL transmembrane domain containing 4. The transcript has 4 exons. Lineage: Eukaryota; Metazoa; Chordata; Actinopteri; Pleuronectiformes; Soleidae. Bases 636 to 1262 code for a protein of 208 amino acids. Gene Ontology annotation, cellular component: membrane. The record is from RefSeq and is a predicted model, not a curated record.